CCACGUGAUCUCAUCAGUUUGCUGAGCUCGAGCUCAGAUUGCAAGCUCCACACAAACGACAGCCCGUCGUCGUUACGGUCGCUCAGACUAUUUCUGUGCAUGUUGCAUACACGUGAGAGCCAUCAUAAUUCGCGGAGUGGAAAUUGCUUCCACGCUUACAUCCUAAUUCCUGAAUCAGGGUGGUUUUGUACCCUGUAUUUGAUCUUCCUCUUCCUUAUCGGUGUAAGGGGAAACUAUCUUGAGGUUGGAUCAGCAACAAAUGCAAGGGGGAAAUUACACUGCAGAAUGCCAAGCCUGCCUGCAAUCAAACCAGACAGGCUGCGAACAGCUAAAGCAGUGGUGGAGAAAGCCCUGAAGUUGAGGAAGGUAUUUUCAGUGCGCGGGUCCUAUCCUGUGAUCCGUGCUGCCUUACUGGCCAGAGGGUGGGUGGAACGGCGUCUGCCCAGUCCAGUCCACAGAGCACCUCAUUGCCACGGUGACGAGGAGGAGGAUGAUAGUUAUGGAAAUGCCAAUCCUGUUCUUGCUGAGAAAGUUGCUGAAGGGGAGAAAGAUGAGAACCUUGAUUACAUGUAUGACCUCAUGUCUCGUCUGGUUCGAAAUGAAACAACAUAUUUCUACUGGACGACUCGACGGGACUGCAUAGACUGUCACUUCUUACAGAAUGACCAGAUGAUCAAUCACUUUGCAAAUUCUGGAUCAUUUACUACAAAGGUGGGGCUGUGCAUGAAUCUGCGCAACCUUCAGUGGUUUGAUGCUGCAGAUCCUGAUUCCUUCUUUCCCAGAUGCUAUAGACUUGGGGCAGAGGAUGAUAGACAGGCAUUCAUAGAGGACUUCAGGAGGACUGCUUGCACCAGUCUACUCCAGCAUGUGGUUGAGACAAAAAGAGAAGAAGUAAAGUACGAGGAAAAAACAACAAGCAACUAUGAACCAGGAGAGUCAAAUGAUAUGGAACAUCGAUUUGUGGGCCCAGAGAUGAUUGACACAGCUUUACGUGUGUGUCAAGAGUUUCUCAGUGUUUUAAAGCAUAGUGACAUUGAUGUAACUGCAGAGACGGCCCCCUUUGUGGAGGAACAACAGUGGACCACGUUUCUGCGGGAUUACUACAUGGUUGUGCACAAAGGCGUGGUGAUCAGGGACAGUGGUGUGUUUGUUGAGCGCUGUCAGGCCAUGAUAGACAAACUACAGGAAGUUUGCCCUCAGCUGGACACUGAUGGACUGAAUAAUAUCUGGAUUAUCAAACCAGGAGCCAUGUCAAGAGGAAGAGGAAUAAUGUGCAUGAAUCGCCUGGAUGAGAUCUUGGCACUUGUAGAUGCUAACAGAUCCCCGAUGAAGGAGAGCAAGUGGGUAGUUCAGAAAUACCUGGAGCGCCCCCUGUUGAUCUAUGACACCAAGUUUGACCUACGCCAGUGGUUCCUCAUUACCGACUGGAACCCUCUGACUGUCUGGUUCUACAAGGAGUGUUACAUCCGUUUUUCCACUCAGCCCUACUCAACAAAAAUACUAGACAGCUCCGUUCACCUGUGCAACAAUUCCAUCCAGAGGCACUUCCAGCCAUCUUGUGACCGCCAUCCGGGAGUGCCCGCGGACAACAUGUGGUCCUGCUCUCAGUUUCGUUCAUUUCUGCAAGGACAGGGUCGCGAGAAAGAGUGGGAGUCAGUGGUGGUCCCAGGCAUGCAGCAAGCAGUGGUCAAUGCUCUGCAGACAGCCCAAGACUUUGUCGAGCCCCGAAAGGCAAGCUUUGGGCUUUACGGAGCCGAUUUUAUGUUGGGCAGAGAUCUAAGGCCUUGGCUUCUGGAGAUCAAUGCCAGCCCCACUAUGGCCUGCUCCACUCCUGUGACUGCACGGCUUUGUCGCGCUGUGCAGAUAGACACGCUGAGGGUUGUCCUGGACCGACGGACUAAUCCUAAUGCUUACACGGGAGGCUUCCAGCUAAUCUACAAACAGGCUGCAGUAGAAGUUCCUCACUGUUUGGGCGUAAAUCUGAUGGUGGAGGGAGCCGCCCUUCGUCAACCAAGGCCUCUGCCUCAUAGACAGACCGUCACUCCAAACACACCUCCCACCGUCCACCUCCCAUCAGUCCAGUCAGCUCCAGUGGAGGUUGGGCCAGGAGAUGGACCGUCAGGCCAAAAGCCACACACAACGAUGGCUUUCUGUCCCUCAGAAAAGGAGAACAAAGAGAGAAAGGCCGUGCAGACAUAUAAUUCUCGAAAAAGAGAAUGCGAGAGGAGAGCAGAAGUUCAGAACGCUCCCUGUGUGCGCAGGUCUUGUCACGAGGCGUUAGUGGUACACACCAAACCUCAGAAGAAAGCACAAAGUUUGGGUCUGAGUCUUUCUGUUAAUGGAGCGAGCCUUGUGCCAAGAAGUCUUUCCUUCUCCCUCAGCCCACCUCUGGGCAUGUCAGGGUCCAGUACAACUCAUGGAUCACAUAUUUCCCAAUCAUUCACUCCUAAAAUGACUUUUGAGCCCCAUCAUAGGAUUUCUGCUCAGGUCUGUCCCUUACCAAGUCUGGAGGUUCGUCAUUUGCAGCCAAAUAAAGGGACCAAAACUCUUAUCCAUCGUGACUCUGCCUUUUCAUCCUAUCCAAGUAUCUACAGGCAUCAGGCGUUCUUUCAUUCACAAAGAGAAAAAGCACUGACAGAUGCAAAGGAGAGCCCAAGGCAGGACCAGUAUGUACGAUACGUCUGCCUGCCUGAGCUUAGAACAUUCAACCGGAGCUUUGCCCUCCUCCAGCUGUGGGUGGCUGCUGCUCUCGAGCUCAUCCUCGGAGGACUCGACGCGGGGGCGUUUGUGCCGGGGCUCGUCUUCCUCCUGCUUGAUGCCGGAGCCCUGCCUGUCGCCCAGCGGCCGCUUCUGCUGGCUCUGGGCCCCGUACCACUGUCCGUGUCUGUGUCGCUGCCGCUCUGCUCGGCGCUGGGAGGAGCGUACGCCCGCUGGAUGACCGGCACGCAGUUCCUCCCGUAG
Molecule: messenger RNA, 2961 nt
Organism: Menidia menidia (Atlantic silverside)
Lineage: Eukaryota; Metazoa; Chordata; Actinopteri; Atheriniformes; Atherinopsidae
Source: the annotation of a GenBank genome assembly